Moesziomyces antarcticus is the source of this 504-nucleotide messenger RNA. RefSeq lists its product as uncharacterized. The record is from RefSeq and is a predicted model, not a curated record. NCBI's taxonomy places the organism in Eukaryota, Fungi, Basidiomycota, Ustilaginomycetes, Ustilaginales, Ustilaginaceae. The coding region runs from base 1 to 504 and encodes 167 amino acids. The transcript has 4 exons.
AUGGCACCCGCGCAGGUCCGCCUCGGACAUGACCGCAACGAAGGCAGCAUCGCCUGCCUCGCCAAAGCAUCCAUGCUGCCCGACCCGGAUAAAGCGCACCUUCAUCAAGAUGUUAGAGUGUUGCAAUCAGCUCGCAAUUGGCUCGACCCACCGAGCGGAUCACCGGAAUGCGGACCAAGUGGCUUGAAGAUCGUCGGACCGCCACGCGUUGCACCACACCCAACGCAGCGCACGCUCACCUGCCGUGAUACCCCGGGCCUUGGCACCAAUCGCGAGGCCGAGCUCAGCCGUCGCUGGUCGGAGAAUCGGCAUAGCCUCUCACAGGCAGUGUGGGAAUACAAUAUUGCCACGGUGCAGCUCCGAGGCAUCACACCGGCCUUCGAUGCAAACGAACCCUUCCAGAAGCCAUUCGACCAGUGCGAUGUCCGCCUCGGACUCAGUGCUGCCCAAAUUGAGAACCUCUUGUUGGCAGAGGCUCUCUACCUUGCAGGUCAAAUCCAGUAG